AUGAGACGGUGCUCGGUGUCAUGGAUCCGUCACCGAGACCUCCACAUCCUAACCGUGGGCGGCUACACGUAUACUUCAGAUCAGCGUUUCCAGGCGACGCAUUCGGCGCAAACGGACGACUGGACGCUGCAUAUCAAGUGGGCCCAGCAGCGGGACGCCGGGGUCUACGAGUGUCAAGUCUCCACGCAGCCCGUGCGCUCAUUCUUCGUCACGCUGCAUGUUGUAGUUCCAGCUUAUAAUGAUGAGGUUUCGAGAUCAGGAUAUACUGAAGGUAAAGAAGAAAAUCUACACAGUUAG
Messenger RNA from Arctia plantaginis, 297 nucleotides. The record is from the annotation of a GenBank genome assembly. Lineage: Eukaryota; Metazoa; Arthropoda; Insecta; Lepidoptera; Erebidae.